Messenger RNA from Hordeum vulgare subsp. vulgare (domesticated barley), 1553 nucleotides. RefSeq names its product anthocyanidin-3-O-glucoside rhamnosyltransferase-like. The record is from RefSeq and is a predicted model, not a curated record. Bases 72 to 1445 code for a protein of 457 amino acids. The transcript has a single exon. Gene Ontology annotation, molecular function: UDP-glycosyltransferase activity. NCBI's taxonomy places the organism in Eukaryota, Viridiplantae, Streptophyta, Magnoliopsida, Poales, Poaceae.
AUCACAAAGCAAACCAGAUCCACACACGGCUGACUGACACCAACUCAUCGAUCCAGUGUUCGACCGAGAGGAUGGCAGCCGACGGCAUGCACGUCGUGAUGUUCCCCUUCCUCGCCUUCGGACACAUCAGCCCGUUCGUGCAGCUGGCGCGCAAGCUCGUCGCCGGCGGCGGGGUAAGGGUCACGCUGCUGUCGGCUGCGGCCAACGUGCCCCGCGUCGAGGCCAUGCUGGGGCCGGCGGCCGCCGCGGUGGCGGUGGCCCCGCUGCGCCUACAACGCGUGCCGGGGCUCCCCGAGGGCGCCGAGAGCACGGCCGAGGUCUCCGCGGACGGCGCCGAGCUGCUCAAGGUCGCCGUCGACGGGACCAGGCCGCAGGUGGCGGCCCUGCUCGCGGAGCUCCGCCCCGACGCCCUGCUGUUCGACUUCGCCACCCCGUGGGUCACCGAGCUCGCGGCGCCGCUCGGCAUCAAGGCGCUGCACUUCUCGGUCUUCUCCGCCGUGUCAGGCGCCUACCUGAUGGUCCCCUCCCGCCGCCUCAGCGACGGUGACCAUGACCUCAAGUCGGCGCCCGCAGGCUUCCCGCCGUCUUCUUCGCUCGCGACCGUGCCGGCCUACCAGGCCGCCAACUUCAGCUACGUGUUCACCAGCUUCCACGGUGAGCCGUGCGUGUACGACCGCGUCCUCGCCGGCAUCCAGGCCAGUGACGCCAUCGUCAUCAAGACGUGCUUCGAGAUGGAAGGACCCUACAUCGACUACCUUGCCGCCCAGCACGGCAAGCCGGUGCUCGUCACGGGCCCGGUCGUGCCGGAGCCGCCGCAGGGCGAGCUCGAGGAGCGGUGGGCCAAGUGGCUCUCCUCCUUCCCGGACAAGGCCGUCGUGUUCGCCUCCUUCGGUAGCGAGACAUUCCUCCCGGCCGACGCCGCGACGGAGCUACUCCUCGGCCUGGAGGCCACCAACCGGCCGUUCCUCGUCGUGCUCAACUUCCCCAAGGGCACGGACACCACGGCGGAGCUGGCGGAGCGCACGCCGCCGGGGUUCGAGGAGAGGACCAAGGGCAGGGGCGUGGUGCACACGGGGUGGGUGCAGCAGCAGCACAUCCUGCGGCACCGCAGCGUGGGGUGCUUCGUGAACCACGCCGGGCUGAGCUCCGUCGUCGAGGGGCUCGUGGCCGGCUGCCGGCUGGUGCUGCUGCCGAUGAAGGGCGACCAGUACCUCAACGCGGCGCUGUUCGCGCGUGACCUCCGCGUCGGGACGGAGGUGGCGCGGCGCGACGGCGACGGGUGGUUCGGGCGCCGGGACGUGAGCGACGCCGUGGAAACGGCAAUGGCGGACGGAUGGGAGGGUCAAGGGACUAAUAAAUGGAGGGACUUCUUGGUGGACGACGCCGUGCAGAAGAGGUUGGCCGAUGACUUCGUCACCGACUUUAAGAAAUUCGUGAGGGCUUGAAAAGAUGAUGUAUGCUUCGUUCGUACAUGAAGUCAAAUCAAAUAAAUGAAAUGUGUGGUUAUGUCUCAGUCAACUGAGACCGUGACUUAACCAAGUCUCAGUCAAGUA